Echinococcus granulosus is the source of this 591-nucleotide messenger RNA. RefSeq names its product UDP-N-acetylglucosamine transferase subunit ALG13. Gene Ontology annotation, molecular function: hexosyltransferase activity. The coding region runs from base 1 to 591 and encodes 196 amino acids. The record is from RefSeq and is a predicted model, not a curated record. Gene Ontology annotation, biological process: dolichol-linked oligosaccharide biosynthetic process. The transcript has 2 exons. Lineage: Eukaryota; Metazoa; Platyhelminthes; Cestoda; Cyclophyllidea; Taeniidae.
AUGGCCGUUUUUAUAACCGUGGGCACCACCUCUUUUGAUAAACUGAUUCAAGAAAUAAAUGCGAGGCGGUUUCAUCUAGCACUUUUAAACUUGGGAUACCGAAAAGUCUUUAUACAAUAUGGGAGUGGUACCGUCGAGCCAUCAUUGUCAGAGAGCUUAUUGGAAGUUGUCGCCUUUCGUUAUCGGGUGGAAUUGAAUUCCAUUUUUUCCGAAUCGUCUUUGGUAAUUAGUCAUGGUGGAGCGGGUACCUGUAUGGAAGCACUUUCACCUCCUGGUGGGCGCAAACUUAUUGUCGUUAUAAAUGAAGACUUGAUGAAUAACCACCAAGAGGAGCUUGCUUCCACUUUGUAUGAGGGCAAACACGCAUUUGUUUCGCGAGUGAAAGACCUCUACGAAUUUAUCUCCACUGGGAAACAAAAUCUGUUCUUGGAAUGUCAACAGGCUACAUUCUGGCGGGAAUGCGAACCAAAAGUCCUAUUCGGUCCCUCAACCACACCCGAAAGCGUUGGCCUCAUCCCCUUCUACAGAGGCAAUGCUUCGCUUUUAAUUGACUUCCUGAACAACUUACUCGACGUGCCACAUACUAGAUGA